AUGGAUGGAGCAGGUGAGCCAGAAGGUUCAGCCAGUUCAACGGAUGAAGCAUCAUACGCAGAUGGGCCUGAGAUCGACGCUGCAUCUUCGCACUCGGGCCUCUCCGAGACCUUCACAGAUUGGCUUCGGCUUGCCCUAACCCAAGAGAUCACCGAUUCGGCCGAUCUGGAGAGUGCUAUGUGCGCCGUGGAGGUCAUGUUGGGAGCAGUCCAGGGUGACCCACGCGAGACCCUAGCAGAUGUAGCCAAAAUGCUCCGAGAGGAUUUUGGCACCCCUGAGACUGCCGUUGACUUGGUCCAGAAUUGGUUCUCCCUUCAAUGCUGA
Messenger RNA from Symbiodinium natans, 324 nucleotides. The record is from the annotation of a GenBank genome assembly. Lineage: Eukaryota; Dinophyceae; Suessiales; Symbiodiniaceae.